Molecule: messenger RNA, 1109 nt
Organism: Humulus lupulus (European hop)
Lineage: Eukaryota; Viridiplantae; Streptophyta; Magnoliopsida; Rosales; Cannabaceae
Product: floral homeotic protein PMADS 2
Exons: 7
Coding region: 289-909 (206 amino acids)
Biological process (GO): positive regulation of transcription by RNA polymerase II
Cellular component (GO): nucleus
Molecular function (GO): RNA polymerase II cis-regulatory region sequence-specific DNA binding; protein dimerization activity; DNA-binding transcription factor activity, RNA polymerase II-specific
Source: RefSeq, a predicted model, not a curated record
UGCCACUUAGAAAGUAAAUGAGCCUCUAACCCGUAUGGGAAAGCUUAUCUGUGUCACUUUAUUAUUUCUCUUUCUCUCUCUCUUUGAGUGGUCAUCUUUUAAUUAUAUAGAUAUGCACAUCAUAUUCUCCAUUAAUAAAUACUAGUUCUAACUGAUCUACCUCAGAAAAUAUUGUGAGGAGAGAAGAAUAUUUCAUCAAGAGAGAGGGAGAGAGAGAUAUCUAUAUUUUUAUAUAAAAAGUAUAUUAAGAUCGAUCGAUCAAAAGAGAGAUAUAUAAUCGUUGAAAACAUGGGAAGGGGAAAGAUUGAGAUUAAGAAAAUAGAGAAUACAAGUAAUAGGGCAGUGACUUAUGCUAAGAGAAAGGCUGGAAUCUUUAAGAAGGCUCGGGAGAUUGCCAUUCUCUGUGAUGUUAAAGUUUCACUCAUCAUCGUUUCUGGAUCUGGAAAGAUGGAUGCCAUGUGUAGUCCUGAUAAUUCGCUGAGUACCAUAUGUGAGGAAUAUCACAAACACUCCAAAGAGAAGUUAUGGCCUGCUAAGCAUGAGAAUUUGUACAAUGAAAUCGAAAUGGUCAAAAAAGAAAAUGAGAACAUGGUAAUCGAGCUGAGGCACCUGAAUGGGCAGGAUAUCAAUCUGAACCACUAUGAACUGAUACCAAUAGAGGAGGCACUUGAGAAUGGCCUAUUAAGUGUUCGUGCCAGAAAGUCGGAGUUAGUCAACAUUCUCAGGCAAAAUAUCGAAGCUAAAGAGGAAGAACAUAAGCGCCUAAUUUGCGAGCUGCACCAAAAGAUGGAAAUAGUAGGCGAUGGGUAUCAUCAUGAUCAGAGGGUGAACUUGAGGGACUACAAUGCCCAUAUUCCUUUAGCCUUCCGUGUGCAGCCUAUGCAGCCAAAUCUUCAAGACAGAAUUUAGGAUUAUACAUAAUUAAUUUAACUAAUUAUUUUUUUCUUUUUAAAUUAAUUAAGCUUGUUUAAGUAGUAUUUAAAGUUUUUAUUAUGGGCUAAACGACUUCUUACAUAUUGUGGGAUCGAUGGUCAAUGUGUGUGGACUACAGUAAUUUUCACCCUGUGUGUUUAUCAAUAUAAUAUUAAUGUCGAAUGUGUUAUUAUUUG